This is a messenger RNA of Apodemus sylvaticus (European woodmouse), 1701 nucleotides long. RefSeq names its product alkaline phosphatase, intestinal (gene Alpi). Gene Ontology annotation, biological process: dephosphorylation. The transcript is spliced from 11 exons. NCBI's taxonomy places the organism in Eukaryota, Metazoa, Chordata, Mammalia, Rodentia, Muridae. The coding region runs from base 1 to 1659 and encodes 552 amino acids. Gene Ontology annotation, molecular function: alkaline phosphatase activity. Gene Ontology annotation, cellular component: plasma membrane. The record is from RefSeq and is a predicted model, not a curated record.
AUGCGGGGCACCUGGGUGCUGCUGCUGCUGGGCCUCAGGCUACAGCUGUCCCUUAGCGUCAUUCCAGUGGAGGAGGAGAACCCGGCCUUCUGGAACCAGAAGGCUGCUGAGGCCCUGGAUGUCGCCAAGAAACUGCAGCCCAUUCAGACAUCGGCCAAGAACCUCAUCAUCUUCCUGGGGGAUGGCAUGGGGGUGCCCACGGUGACAGCCACUCGGAUUCUAAAGGGACAGUUGACCGGUCAUCUAGGACCUGAGACACCCCUGGCCAUGGACCAAUUCCCGUACAUGGCUCUGUCCAAGACAUACAGCGUGGACAGACAGGUCCCAGACAGUGCAAGCACGGCCACAGCCUACCUGUGUGGGGUCAAGACCAACUACAAGACCAUCGGUGUGAGUGCCGCAGCCCGGUUCGACCAGUGCAACACCACAUUUGGCAACGAGGUCUUCUCAGUGAUGUACCGUGCCAAGCAGGCAGGAAAAUCCGUAGGCGUGGUGACCACCACCAGAGUGCAGCACGCCUCUCCCGCGGGCACGUAUGUUCACACGGUGAACCGCAAUUGGUAUGGCGAUGCCGAUAUGCCUGCCUCGGCGCUGCAGGAGGGCUGCAAGGACAUCGCUACACAACUCAUAUCCAACAUGGACAUUAAUGUGAUCCUUGGUGGGGGCCGAAAAUACAUGUUUCCUGCGGGAACCCCAGACCCCGAGUAUCCGAAUGAUGUCAAUGAGACUGGAACCCGACUGGACGGCAAGAACCUGGUGCAGGAAUGGCUGUCAAAGCGCCAGGGAGCCCAGUAUGUUUGGAAUCUUGCUCAACUCAUUGAGAAGUCCCAGGAUCCGUCAGUGACAUACCUCAUGGGCCUCUUUGAGCCUGUAGACACAAAAUUCGAUAUCCAACGAGACCCCCUGGUGGACCCAUCUCUGGAGGAUAUGACAGAGGCAGCCCUGCGAGUGCUAAGCAGGAACCCCAAAGGCUUCUACCUCUUUGUGGAGGGAGGCCGAAUCGACCGUGGUCACCAUCUGGGCACAGCUUACCUGGCACUGACUGAGGCUGUGAUGUUCGACUCAGCCAUCCAGAAGGCCAGCCAGCUCACGAGUGAGAAGGACACCCUGACCAUAGUCACUGCUGACCACUCCCAUGUCUUCUCCUUUGGUGGCUACACACUUCGAGGGACCUCCAUCUUCGGGUUGGCUCCUCUCAAUGCUUUGGACGGCAAGCCCUACACCUCCAUCCUGUAUGGCAACGGCCCAGGCUAUGUCGGUACAGGGGAAAGACCCAACGUCACCGAAGCCGAAAGCAGUGACUCAUCGUACCAGCAGCAGGCAGCUGUGCCGGUGAAGUCGGAGACCCACGGCGGGGAGGACGUGGCGAUAUUCGCGCGUGGCCCGCAGGCGCACCUGCUGCACGGCGUGCAGGAGCAGAACUACAUCGCGCACGUCAUGGCCUUCGCAGGCUGCCUGGAGCCCUACACCGACUGCGGCCUGGCGCCCCCUGCAGAUGAGAGCAGUCCAAACGUCCCGAGCCAGACCACCACCACCACCACUAUCACCACCCCGGUCCAGAAUAGCGCCAGUAGCCUAGGCCCAGCCACUGCCCCGCUGGCCCUGGCGCUGCUAGCCGGAACGCUGCUGCUACUACUGGGGGCUCCUGCCGAGUCCUAAACUCCAUUUCAUCCAGACUCCAUCCACAAGGUCCCACACCCU